Molecule: messenger RNA, 678 nt
Organism: Microthlaspi erraticum
Lineage: Eukaryota; Viridiplantae; Streptophyta; Magnoliopsida; Brassicales; Brassicaceae
Source: the annotation of a GenBank genome assembly
AUGGAUAUGAUUCCUCAAUUGAUGGAAGGAUCUUCAGCUUACGCAGGAGCCACAAACCUCAGCAUCAUCGCAAACAUCUCCUCCUCAUCCUCUUCCUCCGUUACCGGAACCACUUCAGCUGAAACAACGCAACCACCGUCUUCCACCUCCUCUCCAUCUGCGAACUCAAGCCGUUACGAGAACCAGAAGAGGAGAGACUGGAACACGUUCGGACAGUACUUAAGGAACCAUCGACCACCGCUUUCGCUUUCCCGAUGCAGCGGAGCUCACGUGCUCGAGUUUCUCCGGUACUUGGACCAGUUCGGUAAGACAAAAGUCCACACGACCGUUUGUCACUUCUACGGCCAUCCUAAUCCUCCGGCACCGUGUCCUUGUCCUCUCCGACAAGCUUGGGGAAGUCUUGACGCUCUCAUCGGCCGUCUUCGAGCUGCCUUUGAGGAAAACGGUGGCAAGCCUGAGACUAACCCUUUUGGAGCUCGUGCUGUUAGGCUUUAUUUAAGGGAAGUUAGAGAUAUGCAGAGCAAAGCUAGAGGUGUUAGCUACGAGAAGAAGAAGCGAAAGCGUCCUCUUCCUCAGUUGUCGUCGAAUUCUUCUUCCUCCGCCGUCGCUAGCCACCAGCAGUUUCAAAUGUUACCUGGUACUAGUUCUACUACUCAAAUACUAAAAUUUGAUAAGUGA